ACAGCAGCAGAGCGAGCAAGGAAGCAGGAGUAGCAGUAAGAUGAAUUAUGUGCACCACUCGGUGGUCGCUGCCGUCUGCCUGCCCGUGAUUGCGAUCUUCCUAUGGGUUCCUGCACUAGAGGCACACAGUAUACCGCCGCAACAGUCCCCGCCGGGAUCGGGGUACGGUAGCAGGUGGCUGAUACGGCCCGCCACGGACCACCGGAGCACCGGAGGGCUGGAUGCGGCCGGGCGACCGGAGCAACGCUUCGCCGCGCCCCGGAAGCUGUCGACGCAGCUCUUCAUCCCGGAGGCGACCGCCGGGGUGGUCGACGAGUCGAGCGCCGAGCACGACGGGAUCGAUCGCAGCUACCGGAAGGUGAAGAAGAUCGUGAAACACCACCGACCGGGACCGCGCCGCCUGAAGCCGGGCUGGGGCGCUCCCCGGCGGCGCCGGCCGAACCCGCACCUCUACACGCCCUUCUCCAAGUGGGGCCCGUGCGACUACUACUGUCACCAGAAGCGCGAGCGGUACUGCAUCGCCAAGCGGAAGUGUGGCAAUCACAUCGUGACCGAGGAGCGGAUCUGCCCGAAAAGCAUUUGUGUCCCGCUGCACAUUCCACCGAUCCCGACGGUGCACAUCGACGAGGAGACCCAUCACCACCAUUCGCCCGGGAUGCUGCCCCUGAACCAGUUCACGAUCGUCAACUUUGACAAGCCGCAGGAGAAGCGGAAGAAAAAGAAGAAAAUCAUCAUCCAGGAGGACGACGACUGGGAGGACGCGGACAGCGAGACGGACUACGUGAUACUGAAGAGUCCGACCACCGGCAAACCGGGGCCGGCGCCGCCGUUCCACCGGAAGGAGGAACUGCUGAUGCUGGGCAGCAAGAUCCGCGGCCAGCCACUGCUGAUCAAUCUGGACGACUUCGACGACAAGCGCAUCCUGUCGCCGACCAUUUCGCUCGCUCCGCACUACGACAACGGGUACGAGACGGCGGCCCACAAGUUCGUCAAGUACCCGCGGAAUCAUGCUCCGCGCCGGCAACCGACCCGGUUGAGUGACUUCUUCGAGGACUACUACGAUCACCUGUACCGCGACGGUACGGGAUUCGCCAACCGGAAGGGCGAAGAGUUCCCGGACGACGAUGGCUGGCGACCGAUCACGGUGCCGGCCCCGACAGCGAACCACAGCGAGCGGGUACCGGUGGUGGAGUCGCACCGGCUGGACCGGAACUAUGGGGCACUGUUCAAGCAAACGACCGAGUCGACCGUCCGGCUGGAGCGCAACGUGUCCCACAGCACGCACUACCAGCAGCUCCUGGAGUCGUUUUCGACGGCGGCCACGGGACUGGAAAGUGCGCGCCAGUCCAAGAGGGACACUGGCGAAGGUGACGCUGGCGAUGUGAUGUUAAAGUCCGGACCACCGGGGAAUCAGCGGCGUGCGCGGGAGAAGGCUGUUUUCGAGAUGCCACGCAAGGUGGACAAUCCGUACACGAAGUGGAGCAAGUGGACCAAGUGCACGGCCAAGUGUACGACGCGACGGCUGAAACGCUGCCGGGUGCCGUCAUUCUGCGGCAAUGACGUCAUCCGAGAGGUCGCCUACUGCUACACCGAGGGUAGCUUCUGCGAGGAGUGGAUCGGCACCCAGCUGUACCAGAGUAGCCGGAAUGUGGUAUUUCCGGCGCCUACGACAACCACGACGACCACGACGACCCCAGCGCCACCGAUGAUCGCGGUCGGACCUAACAAGCCGAACAAACCGCGCCGGACGCAACCGGGAUGGGGCCGGAGUGAUACGGUGGCGCUGCCGAGCACUCUGUCGGCGCAGAUAUUCUCCAGCCGGCGGGGACUCCUGCAGCCGGAGUAUCUGCCCCAGCCGCUGACCUGCGGGUUGCCGAUGGUGCGCGACAAGCCAAAAAAGAACUACCUGUACAACAUGCUGCGUAUCAUUGGCGGGAAAACGAGCCGCCGGGGGCAGUGGCCCUGGCAGGUGGCCAUCUUGAAUCGGUUCAAGGAAGCGUUCUGCGGGGGAACGUUGGUGUCGUCGCGCUGGAUUCUGACCGCGGCCCACUGCGUCCGGAAGCGGCUGUUCGUGCGGCUCGGGGAGCACAACCUGCAGCAGUCGGACGGGUCGGAGAUCGAGUUUCGCGUGGAGCUCAGCAUCAAGCACCCACGGUACGACAAGAAGACGGUGGACAACGAUGUGGCGCUGCUGAAGUUGCCGCGCGAAGUCGAACGGUCCGCCUUUAUCGGGUACGCCUGUCUCCCGGAACGGUACCAGGCGCUGCCGACCGGCCACACGUGCACCAUCAUCGGGUGGGGCAAAAAGCGCCACAACGACGACGCGGGGACGGACGUGUUGCACGAGGCGGAAGUGCCGGUCGUACCGAACGAGCGGUGCCGGGCCGUGUACCACGACUACACCAUCACGAAGAACAUGUUCUGCGCCGGCCACAAGCGUGGUCGGAUAGAUACGUGCGCCGGGGACUCCGGCGGUCCGCUGCUGUGCCGGGACGCGGCCAAGCAGAACUCCCCGUGGACCAUCUACGGUAUUACGAGCUUCGGCGAUGGCUGCGGCAAGCAGAACAAGUUCGGCAUCUACACCAAGGUGCCCAACUACGUCGACUGGAUCUGGUCCGUGAUCAACUGCGAUGGCAAUUGCCGGGCGUGAUGCACUCUCUGUCCGACGCGACACACAUUAACUUAUUGACCGGCGUCCUUGCGUCGUGAGCGUAAAGCUGUGGGUCAGGUUGCGCACCCGAAGAAAAUGAUCUUUUGAUAAUUAUUUAUUUGCGAAUAAGCGAGAAUAAUGUGUAUAGUUUAUUUACUGUUUAAAGAAAUAAAGUGAUA
Messenger RNA from Anopheles bellator, 2829 nucleotides. RefSeq lists its product as uncharacterized. The record is from RefSeq and is a predicted model, not a curated record. Bases 41 to 2650 code for a protein of 869 amino acids. Gene Ontology annotation, molecular function: serine-type endopeptidase activity. Gene Ontology annotation, biological process: proteolysis. Lineage: Eukaryota; Metazoa; Arthropoda; Insecta; Diptera; Culicidae. The transcript has 5 exons.